AUGGAAGGCCUCAAUCCGUCCGAUCUGGUCGAGCGAUUGGGGAGCGAUGAAGACCCCGUGCGCAAAAUGGCUGCCUUCAAGCUGCAGAGCAGCAUCGGCGACCCUUCGUUUGCCGACAUUUUCAUCUCAGAGGGCGGCCUGGGCAAACUGCGCUACCUGACUCUGGUCACGACAGGGAAUACCUUGGCCUACAGUCUGACGAGCUUUGCGCGUCUGCUGGAGGUCGACAAGGGCUGGGAAUAUGUCGAUGAAGAGCUUGUUGAGAGGAUAGUCUACCUCAUUGUCACGCAUCCCCUGGUCAACAUCCUCCGCGGCGCCAUGUCAAUGCUCGUCUCGAUCGUUUCGCAUCCUCACAACCCGAGCAGACUGUCCGAAGCUGGUAUACACGGCUUCCGCGCACUGAAGCCCGCAAUCGCAAAGUAUCCGCAGUUUUUGGAGAUGCUGGUCAGCAGGCUGUCCUCCGCAGACCAUGCGCUGUGUGCGAAUGCAUUGCAGCUGAUCAAUUCGCUGAUGCGGGACUCGAUUGCCAACGAUGAAGAAAGCGAGUGGCCCAAGUUUAUUAAGCGACUGCAGGAUCUGGGCGUCAUCCGUGCUGUGUACAUUUUGAUGCAAGGAAGCGCUCUACAGGACCACGCCCAUCCGUUGAUUGAGUUCCAAUCGCUGACCAAGCUUUUACUUCGGAAAUGGAAGAAUGUGGCCGUCGAAUUGGAGAAACCAGAUCAUAGGCGAGCCCUCAAGGGCAUCCAUAUUGCGAGUAACCCGGAAAUGGCCCGAGAAAGCGCCACGGCCGACGACGAUCUUAGAAAGUCUCGCAGGCACAAUCCGGAGAAAUGGAGGCGCCUGGGCUUUUACUCGGAAAGCCCCGCGGGCGAGUUCUACGAGAUGGGCUUCCUCGGUAUGAUGGACCUCACAGACUUUGUCAGGAAGCACCAGGACGAAUUCCAGAAGAUGCUGCUGGAGCAGUCGGCAAGGCCCGCUGAGCAGCGGUGUCCGAUUGCCCGUGCAUCCCUGGCGAUCACUUCGGUUCUAUAUGAGCAUUUCGAAGUCGAGAGAUCAGCUACCGACGAUGCCAAAAAUUACUUGUUGCUUGACUCGCGCUCGAAUUUUGACAAGGUUUUCAAGCCAUUGCUCCUGCAUUGGUCUCGUAUUCAUGUUGCUUCAUUACAUGCUUUCUUCCGUCUCUGGAAAGCCACUAGUGCUGAGAUAGCCGAUUUCGACAAGAUUGUCGAGUUGUUGCGCAUCCUUGUGGAGUCUGUCGUCGGCGGAGCGCCUCGUACAAAGGACGUCCAAGACGUCGAGGAAGAGCUCUCGGCGUUUGAAUACCAACGUCUCCGCGAGCUGCAAAUGGAACUGCUCGAGCUGACGUACGAGGAUGCAUGGGGCCAGCAUCUGCGUCAAGUGCGCGAUGAGCUGCACCAUGAAGCCUUGCAGUUUGUUAAAGAGCAAAGAAUCCGAUGCCUCCUCCAGGGUGCAUGGUUUCCCAACGAGACGAGCACAAAAGUCGAUGGGCCCAACUUUGCAAAGCCAGAUUCGAAGCGAUCCCAAGCAUAUAAAUAUGUACAGCUGUCACAUAACCGCAGAUAUCUGCAUUUUGGCGACUUUGAUUCGGCCAAGGAGAGUGUCCCUUCAUUGGAUACUCUUCCGAACAAAAUUGAUCUUUCCAUCGUCUCGUCGGUCGUGUCCAACGUCUCUGCUUCAUCGGAUGACUCGUCCGGCUCUACCAUCAAAACCUUACCUCAGCAGGCGUCCUCGUUCACCAAAAUCACCAUUCAUGGAUAUGCGCCCAGCUCACCCUCAGGGGCUCCAACAAUGACACCGGGCCACAAUCGCACUGGCAGCAGAUCAACCCAGAGAGAGAUUGCUCUGCUAGUGCUCCGGCCGCAAACGCACAGCAUCGCGUCCGAGUGGUUGGACGGGCUUCUCAUGAUUCUCAACCAGCAACCGAUCACUUCUGAAACCAGCAAGCUAGUGAAUCUCAUCAGCAAUUACGGUCUGAAGAUUCGUCUCUUGAAUGUUCGCUUUGACGAUGCUGCGUUUGCUGGAGAGCCGCCAAAGAUUCCUAGUCGAGAUGGCCUUGAUGAAGAUUAUUAUUAUGAUUUAUUUGGCGGCGCCUAG
Molecule: messenger RNA, 2115 nt
Organism: Talaromyces rugulosus
Lineage: Eukaryota; Fungi; Ascomycota; Eurotiomycetes; Eurotiales; Trichocomaceae
Exons: 3
Coding region: 1-2115 (704 amino acids)
Biological process (GO): actin filament organization; cell motility
Cellular component (GO): plasma membrane
Source: RefSeq, a predicted model, not a curated record